Molecule: messenger RNA, 1774 nt
Organism: Vanrija pseudolonga
Lineage: Eukaryota; Fungi; Basidiomycota; Tremellomycetes; Trichosporonales; Trichosporonaceae
Exons: 2
Coding region: 399-1643 (414 amino acids)
Source: RefSeq, a predicted model, not a curated record
CCCUCGUCUCAGUCUCUCUCUUCCAGUCUCUCUUCCAGUCUCUCCUCUGCUCGAGCCACUUCGUGCAACAACCCCCUCACCACCCACGCAGUACCACUCGGCACCGCCCACCCCCGACACCCUCUCUCACCCACGACAACGUCCGACGGCUGGCCAGUCGCUCAUUGUCCCAACCCUCCUUGUUCUCUCCGACAGACGUCCCCUCCCUCCCUUCGCACUUUUGCAACACUCGCUCGCUCGCUCGUUCGCAGCUCGACUACUAUUGUCCUGUGUCCAAGAGACAAGGCCACGCACGCACGCACAAAGCACCUCUUGCGCAUCCCACACUCGUUCGACACACACCAACAACGACCGCUCUCACAACACCCCCUCGCCUCGACUCCCUCCCUUCUCGCACAAUGCGCAUCGCCCCCGCCGCCGUGCUCAUCCUCCCCCUCGCCCUGGCGGCACAGUCGGCAGCACCUCACAGGCGCCACCACUACCGCCGCCAGCUCACCAUCACCGAGUCGCAAUCGGGUAAUGGCAACCUAGCCCAGUCUUCUGGCAGUGGCAGCGGCGUCGCCGUCUCGGACACGCCGACGACGUCCGCGCCGGCGGUUACUACGACGGCCGCGGCGCCGACGACCACGCCUCCUGCGCCUACCACUAGCGCUGCUGCACCUACCACUGCUGCGCCGACGACCUCGGCCGCUGCCCCGCCCACGACGUCGGUGCCCAGCUCGGGCGUUCCUGCGUCAAACGACCCCUCGCCCUCUUCGGCCGCCCCGACCACGAGCGCUGCCGCUCCCACUACCACGGCUGCUACCCCCACUGACCCGACUACGAUCACGACAAAGGACUCGACGACGGCGUCGUCGAGCUCGAGCUCGGCCGGCACGCUGUCCAUCCUCUCGCCUUCGAUUGUUCACCCAACGGCCAAGCCCUCGUCUUCGGCUUCGGGCUCGGCUGCUGCCGACAAGUCGUCGUCUGGUGGCCUGUCCAAGGGCGCCAUUAUCGGUAUUGUCGUUGCUGCUUCGGUUGUGGGUCUGGCUGCCAUCAUCUGGACGGCUAUUCGCAAGUGGAAGCUCCGCCCGUCCAAGCGCUUUGACUCGCGCAUGCAGCCCAUCGACUUUUCGCCCGACAACCGUGAGCUUGGCGACGACUUCCUCGAGAAGACGCUUCACCGCUCGGCUUCGAACGCGUCGGCCGACCGCCAGCGUCAGCAGUUUGUCGCCGACCUCGACCACGAGAACAACCUCACCGCUGGUGUGCCCGAGCACGACUUUACUGCCGGCUCGGGUCACGCUGCGACCGGAUACCCUGUGUACGACCAGUACGGCAACCCUCACCCUGCUCACGACGGCGGAUACUACGCCAACGACGGCUACGGUGGCUACCCUCCUGAGGUGGCGGCCACUGGCUACCCUCCUCAGCCUGGUACUGCUGCCAACUACAAUUACGAGUACCCUUCGCAGGACCAGCAGGCGCACGGCUACGCCGAUGUGCAGCGCGGUUCGUCGCCUCCUCACGUGCAGCAGCACCCUGCCACCGCGCCCGGCCAGGCCGGCUGGUCUGACCCGCUCGCCACGUCCGACUUCCAGCUGAGCGGCCGCCCAACAGCGGGCGAGGGGCCAUACGCCCAGGCCGCAACGUACCGGUACUAGGCGCAUGUGUAGGCUAGGCUCGUAAUUAAUACCUCCCCCCAACCCACCCCACCCCCUUCUCGUCGCGAGCGCGUUAUAUUUGCGCUCGCGACUGCGCGACCCGCGCCCCCCUCGCCCAUGCAACGGUGACA